Manis javanica (Malayan pangolin) is the source of this 6203-nucleotide messenger RNA. RefSeq names its product BTB domain containing 8 (gene BTBD8). Gene Ontology annotation, molecular function: protein binding. Lineage: Eukaryota; Metazoa; Chordata; Mammalia; Pholidota; Manidae. The record is from RefSeq and is a predicted model, not a curated record.
GACCGGAGGCGUCAACUUUUCCCCUCAGUGGGCGGGUUCGGGUAGGAACGGGGCGUUGGGUCUGAAACGCCCCCUUCUUCCAGAGCCGGGGAAGUGCCGGGGGCACCGGGCCUGCGGGGUGCGGCCGCCCCUUCGUGGGAUAUGGCCCGCUGUGGGGAGGGUAGUGCGGCCCCCGCAGUGAUUCUGGGGUCCCCUGGAGUUUGCAGCAAGGAGUUGCAAAGAAAGGGGCCCUGUGAGCGGCGCCGGCUGAAGGCGAUGGUGUCGGAGCAGCUCAGCCAGGAUCUGCUCAGGCUUCUAAGGGAAGAAACCCAUACAGAUGUUACUUUCUCUAUAGGUCGUACUUUGUUCAAAGCACACAGAGCCGUCCUUUUAGCAAGGGUUCCUGACUUCUAUUUUCAUGCUUUUGGACAGGUAUCAAAUAGUUUAACAAAUCAUGAGCCUGUUGCUGUAGAGAACUUUGAGGUUUCAGAAUUUAGAACAUUUUUACAGAUUGUAUACUCAUCAAACAGCAACAUAAAAAGCUAUGAAGAGAAGGUCCUUAGGAAAAAGAUAGUGGAGAGUGGAGUACCACAAAACAAAGGUGACUUCACUUUUGGAAAGUAUACUGCCCAUGAUGGAAGAUCAUCUGUAGAGUCCUUAGGUAAAAAAUCAUCUGAUUGUUUGCUUCUGAAGCAUGAAAUUCCAGAGGGUACCAGUGAUGCAGACAACAAUUUAAUUUCCACUGACAAUUAUGACUUGGAUCCUGCAUCUGAAUUAGGAGAAGAUUUAUUGAAACUUUACGUGAAACAUUGUUGCCCAGAUACUGGUAUUUUUGUUGAUGGAAAAAGUUUUAAAGCUCACAGAGCCAUUUUAAGUGCCAGAUCUAGUUACUUUGCUGCAAUGCUGAGUGGCUGUUGGGCUGAAAGCUCCCAAGAGUACAUCACUCUUCAAGGUAUUAACCAUGUAGAAAUGGAUAUUAUGAUGCAUUUUAUAUACGGAGGAACUUUGGACUUUCCAGACAAAGCAAACGUUGGUCAGAUACUCAAUAUGGCCGAUAUGUAUGGACUAGAAGGAUUAAAAGAAGUAGCAAUCUAUGUUUUAAGAAGAGAUUACUGUAAUUUCUUUCAGAAGCCUAUUCCCAGAAGGUUGGCAUCUGUACUAGAAUGUCUGAUUAUUGCUCAUUCAGUUGGAGUGGAAAGUCUUUUUGCUGACUGCAUGAAGUGGAUUGUAAAGCAUUUUUCAAGGUUUUGGUCUGAGAGAAGCUUUGCAAAUAUACCUCCUGAGAUUCAGAAAAGUUGUCUUAAUAUGCUGCUUCAGUCCUUAAAUGAUAAGAAUGCUGCUUUUCUUCUGAUGGAAAGUGACAGGCUGAUCAUCAGUUUACCCAGAGUGAAGUGGACAGAAGUAGCACUGACUAUGGCAUCUCGGCUUCAAGAAGAAUGUAUUGCAUUCAUUAUAAAAAACUUAUCCAGGAUCAUUGAGAGUGAAAAUUUUGCUCUUCUCUUACAGUCACAGGCAAUGAGCAGUACAGCUGAUCUGUUGGACAAAAUCUUAAAAGCAAUUGAAGAAAACAUUACCACUGAGAAUAGUUGCUCUCUUCUUAUGGCUCUGGACGCAUUACUGAGCUCUGACAGUACUAAGGAAAUGGGUUUUACGUGCAAGAUCCAGGCUCUGCGUGAUAAGCUGUGGAUCUUCCUGGUUCAGUCUUUCUAUGCUGUUCGUCACACAGAAAGCUGGAAGCUGAUGAGCACAGAUGAUCAACAGAAAAUCCAAGCAGCUGCAUUCGACAAAGGUGAUGAUCGAAGACUUGGCAAAAAGCCUAUAUUCAGUAGCUCUCAGCAAAGGAGACAAGUUUCUGACUCUGAUGUUAUAAAAAACAAAUUUUGGAAAGGAAAUAACAAGAAAGAGUGUUGGAGUUAUACCUCUACUAAUCAAAAGAUGAAAUCAGAUGGAUUAGGAGCAUCAGGACAUUCAUCAAGUACGAAUAGAACUACUAUAAGUAAAACUUUGAAGCAUGAUGAUGAUCUAAAAGAAAAGGAUGGUACAAAAAUAGCAUCAAAAAUUACAAAAGAAUUAAAAACUGGGGGAAAAAAUGUCUCUGGAAGGCCAAAAGCUAUAAUAAAGCCCCAAACAGAAAACAACGAUAAUGCAAAGUCAGGAAACAUGUCACCUAGACAAGCUGUGGAAAGAACAACAGCAGCAAAUGGACAGAAACACUCAUUAAAUGGGAAAGGAGUGAGAAAUCAGGAAGGGAAAAUUGCAGGAGCCAGACCCAAGGUACUCACUGGGAACCUAAAUGUGAGAGCCGAAGCCAAGCCUGCGAGGAAAGUGACGGGAAAACAGUCUCCUUGCGGCGGCGCUGUGGGACACUCCCGCAGAGCUGCAGAUUCCCGGACGGGAUCAUUCAUGCCCACUGAAUGCCUGGGUGACCCACAGGAGAAUGGAUCAAUAGGAGAGGAGACAUCCUCUGGGCAUAAACUGUCUCUUCGUGAAUCUCCAGGACAGACAAUGAAAAGCAGUAUAGAAAGUAUUAAAACUUCCACUAUAGCAUCAAAAUCUCAACCUGUUUCAAAAGUUACCAAUGGAACUCCUGAUAAAAAAAGCAGCCAUGAACAAGAAACAAGACUUAACCAUGUGCCAAAGAAGGUCACUAGCAAAGGCUAUAGUGAUCCAGUACCACAGGCAAUUUUAAAGAAAAGAGGAAAUGGCAAUGGAUUUGCUACAGUUCAGCAGAGAACAAAGAACACCUCAUCUAAUCUUGCUAAAAUUCAAGGAUCUCAAGGAGAGUCACCAAAUUCAGUAAGAUCUUCAGUCUCUUCAAGGCAGUCUGAUGAAAAUAUGACAAAAUUGGACCACCGUACAACUACAGAUAAACAAACACCUAAGAGAAAAAUUGUCAAGCAAGGAUACACAACUUUGCCUAAGGUUAAUGCAAAAAUUGUGGCAAUUCCUAAAAUCCUAAAUCAAUCUAAGAAAGGUGAGACUUUGAAUAGUAAAGAUUCAAAACAGAAAAUGCUUCCUGGACAGGUUAUAUUGAAGACUCAGCCUUCUCAAAAACCUUUAAAAAGUGAAACAUCUGUUGUCCAAAAAAGUGUGCUUCCUGUUGUACAUGAUAAUAAUAGCAAGGGCAGUAUUUCUGAACAGAAGCCUCACAAACCUCUAAUUAAUCUCACAUCUGAAAUCAGCCAUAUGGGAGUAUUCCAGUCAUCAUGCAAACUUGAUGCACAAGAGCUAAUAGACAAUCAAGAAAAAGAGAAAUUAGUGUUAGAAAGUCAAGAUAUUUCAAAUCUGGAUAAAUCAACAAAACAUGAACUGGAAUCAAAACAAAUUUAUUCAGAUAAAAGUGAAACAAAAUUUUCCAGUGACAAAGACACAAAUCAUUGCAACACAACUAAAAUGCAUUGUCAUUCUAAUGGCAGUGAUAAUGUAGAUCUAAAACUUUAUAGCACUGCUGCCCUAAAAUCCAUGACUUCAAAUCCAAAUGAAAAAUCCUUGAACUCUAAUCCAGUUUGUGAUUUAAAUUCAACAAAUGCAGAACAAAUCCAUUCACUGUCAGAUAGGGAGAAUCAAGCAGGGAGAAAAGAAACAAACAAAAAACUAAGCAUUAAAUAUGUGAAAGAUGUUUUACCUUGUGUUUCUGAAAGGACAAAUGGUACUUUAAAUUCUGUUCAAGAUGACAGAAACUCUAAAAUUCAUGUAGAAGAACAGACAGUUCCUAGUCAGUUGUCUGAUGACUCCGCUAUGAAUGAAGACAAACAUGCUCCAGCUGACUCAGCUGUUUUCUCUAAGUGUAUUUUGGAACAAAUAUCAGGAAAAAAUUAUCCUAAAGACAUGGAGACAGCAGAAACACCAGACAGCCAUGGAAGUCCAGAAACCCCACUCAUGAGCCACUGGAGUUCAAGCACCAGUGUCCAGCCUCCGAGAGAGAGCCCUGCAUCUGACACGGGCAGUGCCACCACUUCCUCUGAUGACAUAAAGCCCCGGUCGGAAGACUAUGACGCCGGGGGGUCUCAGGACGAUGAAGGGUCCACAGACAGAGGCAUCUCUAAAUGCGGCACCAUGUUGUGCCGUGAUUUUCUUGGUCGGAGUAGCAGCGAUACCAGUACUCCUGAGGAAUUAAAAAUAUAUGAUAGUAACUUAAGAAUUGAAGUGAAAAUGAAAAAACAAAGUAGUAAUGAUCUUUUCCAAGUUAAUUCGACAAGUGAUGAUGAGAUUCCUAGGAAAAGGCCAGAAAUUUGGUCUCGAUCUACAGUAGUCCACCCUAGGGAAAAAGAAAAUAUUCCACGAGGUAGUGUCCAGUUUGCUCAGGAAGUAGAUCAAGUUUCCUCCUCAGCAGAUGAAACAGAAGAUGAAAGAUCUGAAGCUGAAAAUUUCUCAACAUCUAACUCAGCUCCUCAACAGUUUCAGGGGAUAAUUAAUUUAGCUUUUGAAGAUGCAACUGAAAAUGAAAGUCAGGAGUUCUGUGCAACUAAAAAUUUUAAAAGGUCAGUUUUACUUUCAGUAGAUGAAUGUGAAGAGCUAGGGUCUGAUGAAGGGGAAGUCCAUACUCCGUUUCAGCCUUCUAUAGAUUCUCUUUCUCCUUGUGAUGUUUUCGAUGUCAUUCCUCAUGAACAUCAUGGAGGGACGCGCUAUUCCAAAUUCUCACAAGGAAGUAAAGGUAGUAUUUUAGAAUGUAAACAAGGUAAAGGCCAUAGUGCAUAUCCAAAUGAAAGCUCUCUCUGGGGUCCUUGUAGCACUGACUCUUCAAGAACAGAUAAACAGAGUGCUUCAGCCACAGAAAAUAAGUACACAAUAGAUGUUCUGUCCAAAGGAGGCAGACACCUUCCAGAAGAUAAAAAAGAAAACAGUGGAAGCGAUGUAGAUAGUGACUUUCAGCAAUGCAGCAAACUCCCAGAUAGUGAUAUAAAAUCUCAAGGAAGGCCAUGUCAUUUGGAGCUUCAUCAGAGAGAACUCAAUUCUGACAUUCCAAAGAACAGCUCGACAAAAUCUCUGGACUCCUGUCGGAGUCAGCUUCUGCCUCAGGAAGGUCAAGGGAGAGAGAACCAUUCUACAGCUACUAAAAAAGCUAAUAUUGCUUUUUCUGCAGGAGACAUAGAUGAUUGUGACACACUGGCACAAAGCUACUGUGACCAUCGGCCUUCAAAAACCCUCUCUCCAAUAUAUGAGAUGGAUGUAACUGAAGCAUUUGAGCAGAAAAUGGAAUCAGAAAUACACGUUACAGACAUGGAUUUUGAAGAUGUUCACUACUUUGCAAAACAAGAUUGGACAUUAUUAAAGCAACUGCUCUCUGAACAGGAUUCAAACUUAAAUAUUACAAAUUCUGUUCCUGAAGACUUAAAUUUAGCACAGUAUCUAAUCAAUCAGACACUACUUUUAGCACGAGACAGCUCAAAACCUCAGGGUAAAGCACAUGUUGACACUUUGAGCAAAUGGAGUGAACUAACCUCUCCACUUGAUGAUUCCUCAGCAAGUAUCACCAUGGCUAGUUUUUCCUCUGAAGAGUGUUCACCCCAAGGGGAAUGGACAAUUCUGGAACUGGAAACUCAGCAUUAAAAGUAUUAACACUUUGGAAAAUUUUGAAUUAUGCCACCACUUUAUUUUUUGAUGCUUCUAUUAUAUCUAAAUGACAGUUGUAUUAACCAGAGAUAGAUUGUCCUUAAUAUUGAGGGAUUCUUUCCACUUUACUGAGGUAAACAUAGUUUAUUUAUUAAUAUGAUAUCACAUAUAGAAAGUGUUUUUCUAAAAUUUUUAAGCAUGUUUUCUUAAUUAUUAGACAAAUUAGAAGACUUAUAAGGAAACCCAUCCUUCAGUUUUCUUUCCUAACUGAUCUGUUAUUACUUGUUUAUCAUUCAAGAAUUUAAAAUGUGAAUGCACAAGUAGAUCAGUACAUUUUUAUUCUGCAUAUGGUAACACAGUAAUUUAACAAUAAAAACUUACUGUGCUUGUGUCAGUUUAUGUAGAGUUUAUCUGUAACACUGAAACUCAGGUUGGUGCGCUUGAGGCUGAUAGCCAAAUAUUAGCAAAAACCUUUACUUUCCUAACAAUCCAGGUCCAGGAUAUUGUGAAGUAAAUGCAUCAAACUUCAAUCACAUUGUAACUAAAGGAAAUCCAGAGAAAGACAUAUGCCCUUGUUUAAAAGAAGUGGGAAAAUUGUCCAUCUGUUCUAUCUGUGUAGUUACAGUUACUAUCAAUUUUCCAUUCCAUAUUAAAGAGAUUUUGGAACUGCA